Messenger RNA from Achroia grisella, 909 nucleotides. Its product is annotated as enoyl-[acyl-carrier-protein] reductase, mitochondrial-like. Bases 1 to 909 code for a protein of 302 amino acids. The transcript has 2 exons. Gene Ontology annotation, cellular component: mitochondrion. Lineage: Eukaryota; Metazoa; Arthropoda; Insecta; Lepidoptera; Pyralidae. Gene Ontology annotation, molecular function: trans-2-enoyl-CoA reductase (NADPH) activity. Gene Ontology annotation, biological process: fatty acid metabolic process. The record is from RefSeq and is a predicted model, not a curated record.
AUGGUGUCGUCGGCACAGGGCAUCCGGACUGCACAUGAUAAUGUAAUCGCCCUGUGCGCACGAAAUAAUAUAAUCUUACCUUGCCUACCAUCGAUUGGGGGCGACGAAGGUGUUGGAGAAAUAGUAGAGAUUGGUAAUCAUGUAUGUACAGUAAAAUCUGGCGAAAGAGUAGUAUUAACUUCGAGAUUACUUGGCACCUGGCGUUAUUACGGAAUUUACCAUGAAAGAGAUGUUCACAUUGUUUCGCCCAAUCUACCAGUACCUGAAGCUGCCAUGCUGACUAUAGCUCCUUGUACAGCUUAUAGAAUGUUAAAAGAUUUCCAAACAUUAAAACCAGGAGACACAGUAAUACAAAACGCUGCUAAUAGCCCAUGUGGACAAUGCAUAAUACAAUUAUGCAAAAUAUGGGGUAUAAAUACAAUAAACAUAGUUGCAAAUCACUGCGGAUAUGAAUCAGUUAAGGAGCAUCUAUUAAAUUUAGGAGCGACUUACGUAUGCACGCUCGAAGAAGCUGAAGAAUUAACAGAGUUCAACACAUCUUUGACGAGACCCCUUUUAGCGUUAAAUUGUUUAGGUAGCAGAUAUGAAAAUGUAAUGCUGAAACUACUUGAGCGUAACGGAACUAUAGUUUACUAUGGUUGCGCAUUUAAUUUACCCUUAGUUAAACAAUUUUUACGGUACGAUGCAACAUUUGGCAGAUUUCAUUUAAAUGACUGGGAUGCUAAAGCAACUUGCGUGGAAAAAGAUCUUAUGAUUAAUGAAAUUGUACAGUUGAUGGUCAUUGGAGAGUUUAAAGCACCUCUAUAUGAACCAGUGGAAUUGAAAAACUAUGUUUUCGCUUUUAGAAAUACUGUACACUGUGAAGCUUUUGCUACAGUAAGUUACGUUUUUGAUUUCACUUUACCGUAA